This is a messenger RNA of Panicum virgatum (switchgrass), 1302 nucleotides long. RefSeq names its product bidirectional sugar transporter SWEET11-like. The record is from RefSeq and is a predicted model, not a curated record. Gene Ontology annotation, biological process: carbohydrate transport. Gene Ontology annotation, molecular function: sugar transmembrane transporter activity. NCBI's taxonomy places the organism in Eukaryota, Viridiplantae, Streptophyta, Magnoliopsida, Poales, Poaceae. The transcript is spliced from 5 exons. The coding region runs from base 208 to 1050 and encodes 280 amino acids. Gene Ontology annotation, cellular component: membrane.
AGAGGUAUAGUAGUACACACGAGUUAGGAAGGGAGUAGCGUAGUGGAGCACAGGAGCUCGGUGGAUGGUCUCUGAUCUUUCUCUGAGAAAGAGAAGAAGAGCGGAGAUCCCAGCAGCCCCUGUCUCGUCACUCUAUCUAUCUAUCUAUCUCAUACACUGCUAGCGCUAGCGGCUAGCUAGGGCUCUAUCUUGCUUGGUACUGUCGCAAUGGCAUUCUUCUCCAUGGAGCACCCGUUGGCCUCUGCCUUUGGCAUCCUAGGCAACAUCAUCUCCUUCCUGGUGUUCCUCGCGCCAAUGCCGACGUUCCUGCGCGUGUACCGGAAGAAGUCGACGGAGGGGUUCAGCUCGGUGCCGUACGUGGUGGCGCUCUUCAGCUGCACGCUGUGGAUCUUCUACGCGCUGGUGAAGACCAACUCCAGCCCGCUGCUGACCAUCAACGCCUUCGGCUGCGCCAUCGAGUCCGUCUACAUCCUCCUCUACCUCGUCUACGCGCCGCGCCCCGCCAGGCUCCGGGCGCUCGCCUCCUUCCUCCUCCUCAACGUCGCCGCCUUCUCGCUCAUCGCCGCCGUCACCCUCGUGCUCGUCGCGGAGGCGCAGCGGGUCAAGGUGCUCGGCAGCAUCUGCCUCGCCUUCUCCAUGGCCGUCUUCGUCGCCCCCAUGAGCGUCAUCUUUGUUGUGAUCAGGACGAAGAGCGCCGAGUUCAUGCCCUUCUCCCUCUCCUUCUUCCUCACCCUAAGCGCCGUCGCCUGGUUCUUCUACGGCCUCUUCACCAACGACCUCUACGUCACGCUCCCGAACGUGGGCGGCUUCUUCUUCGGGUGCGUCCAGAUGGUGCUCUACUGCUGCUACAGGAAGCCCAGGCCGGCGUCCGUGGUCCUGCCGACGACGGCCGCCGCGCUGGCGGCGGAGUCGGCGGAGAUGGAGCUGCCCCUCGCCGCCCUCGACGCGGCGGCCGUGCUGCCGGAGUGCGCGGUGCCCGUGCUGGCCGAGCUGCAGAAGCUGGAGGAGGCGGUGGGGUCGCCGCGCAAGGGCGGCGUCAAGGCCAUCUGACCCUUUGCAUGCCCCAGUGGCGUUGCUGCCUCCGGAACCAGAUCGAAUUGAAGCGUGAAAUAGUUUGGUAGACUGAAAUUAUUAUUUACUGCCCAGCAGAGAGAGGUAUCAGCUAUACGCGCGUGUGUGUGUGUGUGUGUGUUUCUUCUGAUUUAAUCGUUUUGGUUGGUUGGUUUGGAUUUGUGUGCAUGUGAGCUUGUACUCGAAGUUAAUCUGCUGGUUUUGUCUACAAAUUAAUCUGAUGGUUUGGGC